Fomitopsis serialis is the source of this 1488-nucleotide messenger RNA. RefSeq names its product C-type lectin protein. The transcript is spliced from 5 exons. Lineage: Eukaryota; Fungi; Basidiomycota; Agaricomycetes; Polyporales; Fomitopsidaceae. The record is from RefSeq and is a predicted model, not a curated record. Bases 1 to 1488 code for a protein of 495 amino acids.
AUGCUCAACAUAGUUACGGAUGCUCAUCUCCGGAUCGUCGUGACACUCCGAUCCCCUACCGACGACUCCCUCGCUCUCCACAUCCUCGAGCGCCCCGCCGUCACCUUCCCCCGCCUCUCGCUCACUCCCUGCUCGCCCCUGAACCCCACAGGCAGCCCCUACAACAUGCCCUCCCUCUCCGAAUUCCAAGACGGCUGGCGCGUGUGGGACCUGAUCACCCUCGGGAUGAUCCCACCCUCGCUCCUGCACAGCAAGCCCAUCGACCUGCGGCACAAGCCGCUCUUCUACAUGGGGCACCUGCCGACGUUCCUCAACCUGCUCAUGACCGCGUACCUGAAGGAGCGCCCCGUCGAGCCCGUGCGGUUCACGAGCAUCUUCGAGCGCGGCAUCGACCCACACGUGGACGACCCGGAGUACUGCCACUCGCACUCAGAGGUCCCGGAGAAGGACGAGGACUGGCCCGCGCUGGGCGAGGUCCUCGCGUACCGCGACAGGGUGCGGGAGCGCCUCAUGCGGCUGUAUGAGGAGGUCAAAAAGGGCGAGCGACCUUUGACGAGGAGACUCGCGAGGACGUUGGUGAUGGUCCUGGAGCAUGACGGGUUCCACAUCGAGACCCUACUCUAUAUUCUCAUCCAGCGCGCUGGCACCGGCAUGCUCCCGCCGCCCGGCUUCGCCACCCCUCCUUGGAAGCACCUCGCCGCGCAAUGGGACGCCACCCCUGCGCCUACCACGCCCUAUGCCACGCUCGGACCCUGCACGCUCACAAUGGGCCACGACGACCAAGAGCCGGACGAUCUCCUUCCCGAGUUUACCAACGCCGUCGCCGGUCACGAUUUCGGUUGGGACAACGAGAGCCCGAAGCGCACCGUCUCCGUCGGGCAGUUCAAUAUCUCCUGGCGGCCCGUCACAAAUGGGGACUUCCUCGACUUCUGGCGGGGCGCGGGCAAGGACCGCGUCGGGCUGCCGCCGAGCUGGGUGCUCGACUCGGACUCGGAGGACAGCGAGGUGAGCGUGCGCGCGCUGUACGGGUCCGUGCCGAUGGACGUCGCGCGGCACUGGCCGGUGCUCACGGCGUACGACGACCUCGUGGCGUAUGCGGCGAGCAAGGGCGGGCGGAUCCCGACGGAGCCGGAGCUGCGGCUGUUCUUGGACACGUACCAGGUUGGCUACGAGGAGGGCGCGAACAUGGGUUUCAGAAAUUGGCACCCUAUGCCUGCGACGGCCGGGGGCGAGAAGGACGAAGGACGGGGCUCCAACGGCGGUGUCUGGGAGUGGACGUCGACGCUCUUCGACAUGCAUGAAGGCUUCGCGGGCACGAGCAUCUUCCCUGGCUACUCCUCCGACUUCUAUGACACGAAGCACCAGGUCGUGCUCGGCGCAUCGUACGCGACCAUCCCCCGCCUGGGCGAGCGCUGCACAGUGCGCAACUUCUACCAGCACAACUAUCCGUACCCGUGGGUCGGGGCCAGGGUGGCGUACGACUGUUGA